Messenger RNA from Naumovozyma dairenensis CBS 421, 2439 nucleotides. It is a transcript of the gene MMS4, whose product is annotated as Mms4p. The record is from RefSeq and is a predicted model, not a curated record. The transcript has a single exon. The coding region runs from base 1 to 2439 and encodes 812 amino acids. Lineage: Eukaryota; Fungi; Ascomycota; Saccharomycetes; Saccharomycetales; Saccharomycetaceae. Gene Ontology annotation, molecular function: DNA binding; nuclease activity.
AUGAGUCAAGUAGUCGAGAUACAUGAUGAUGGGAGUAAUAAUGAUGAUACGCAUAGAAGUGAUAUAGAAAUCAUCGAUGAAUCGUUUAAUGGAUCGGUAGUGGUGGAUCUUUCAGUUUUAGAUGAUGAAGAUGUACAACCCACCAUACAUGACUCUAUCGAUUGUCCAUCUGGUUUGUCUCCGAUUAGUAACGAUGUUAUUCAUGUUGAUCGAAGGUCCGUUGUCCAUGAUCUCUCACAAGAUUACAUUGAUGACGAAGAUGAUAUUGUGAAAAUUGACAUAAGAGACAGGAGUCACACAAAUAAAUCUGCUGAAUUGUCCAUCCCAUUCGUUAAUGAUGUUACCAGUGAUAGCACAAGUAAAAGUGCAUGGAAAGGUAAUUCUUCUAAUAGGAACUGCAGUAAGCGGAAACUGUUUUAUUCAAGUCCUACUUUUAGCAGAACCAACGAUAAUGAUAUAGAGACACCCAAUGUUCAAAAGAAACACAAAGCUUCGAUCAGACUGUUAGAUGAAUUAUUGUCAGAUGAUUUAUCGCCAUUUAAUAAUAAUGUUUCUAACGAAGGUUCUGCAAAUAGGAAUCGGGAUUCCAACUCUUACAGUUUGAAGAAUUUGGCUGAUAAGUGGGACAUGAAAUCAAGGAGCAUCGUGAAUCAUGUUGCACCACAUGCAACACUCCAAGAUGAAAGUUCCAAAAUUUGUAUUACCACUAUUCCUAAAGCUAAACCUAAUGUGCCGUCCUAUCAAGAGAUAUUUGAUGAUGAUGAUGAUGAUGAUGAUGAUGAUGAUGAUGACGGUAUGUCGAACAAAAAGGAAAUGGCUACUCAACAAGACAGUUUUGGCCUAUCGAGAAAUGUUUUUUCAGAAUAUCCUAUCUCAUCACCAACAGCUGUCAGCAGGCAUGCUAGUAUAAACAAUAAUGUUAUGAAUAACGUUGAAGAUCCAGAAGUUUAUGUUGGAACUGAUCCCAAUGAGGCCGCACCAUCAAUUAGAAUUCAACGAGAAGCAAGAGAAAAAAGCAAGAAUGAAUUACUACAAGUCAGAAAAGACAAAAAUAAGAAAGCUAGUAUCAAAGCUAGUCAAAUAAUAACCACAAGUAAGCCUGAUACUAUCGAAUUGAAUUUAUUGAACUUUUUGAAUGAGGAAGAUGUUCAUACUGAGGACAGUAGUAAUAUAGAUUUGAAUUCACAUAGGGAUGAUGAACUCAGACUGCAAGGUACUCCAACUAAAAGUAAAAAUGGCCCCUUAAGAUCUUUGAGUCAACCCAACCCUCCUUUGGUAGAUAACUUUCCAACAAUACCAAGAAUCCAAAGGUCUAAGACAAUUGGUAUACCAUCAGAUUUGAAUAACGCAUUAAAUGGAAGUAGUAAAAACCUGAGUAAAGUUGAAAAGUUAUCACGAUAUAUUAUUAACACUAGAGCAUAUAGUGAUGAUGAAUCAGAAUCGAUAGUACGACAUUGGCUUCGAGAAAAUAAAGAAGCAUUUAAACAAUCGAAUCAAAUAUAUCGUGAUAAUGUUAAGGCAAGGUCUUCCAUGAUUAUAGAAAUGACGAAAGGAUUGUUAAAUACGUUUACAACGACUAAUGAUGCUUUUAAGGAAUUGGUUUCUCCAGCUACAUUACAAACAAGUUAUGACAAUAAUAUUCCAUUAAUUAGAUUUUUAAGGAGAUGUGAUAGUAUUUAUGACACUAAUCAUGAUCUUUAUUAUCCAUGUGAAACUAAAAUAAUGGAAGAAAAUGUAUGUUUAUUGUAUUAUGAUGCUCAAGAAUUUUUUGAACAAUACUCCACAAAUAAGAAAGAACUAUAUCGAACCACUAGAUCCUUUUCUGGAAGAGAUAAACAUGUUAUUUUGGUAUUAAAUGAAUUAAAUAAAUUGAGAAGAAUGAUUGAUAAUUUGGAAGAUCGUAUAUACAAGGAUCGUGUCAAUGAGCAAUUAACUGGUUCAAAUGUUUCCUCGGUAUCACCAUCAAAGCAGGGGAAAAAUAAAAGAACCAAAAAAAUGGAUGAAAUUGAAAAUCUUGGUAUGAGAAAAUUUGAUCUAGAGCAACGAUUACGAUUUAUUGAUAGAGAAUGGAAGGUGAAAAUUCAUGUUGUUAAUUCUCAUUCAGAAUUUAUCAAUUCACUACCAAAUUUAAUUACUAUCAUCGGUAAGCAACGAUUGGAUCCAAUGAUUAGAUUUAUGGACUAUGCACAUUUGAAUGUCAAAUCAGGUCAAGACAAAAAGGACAUCUUAAAAAAAGUCCUGAGAGAUAUGGGGAAGAUGCAAGAAUUGAAGGCGAAUAGUGUUCUUAAUGCGUAUCCUACAUUCCAAUCCUUAUUUGAAGACUUUGAAAGAGGUCAAAUUAAAUCAGGCUUAGAUGGGAGAUAUUUGAUGACGGAUGCUAUGGAAAAGAGACUUUAUAAACUAUUUACUUGUAAUAAUCCAGAUGAAGUAUUAGAAUAA